Messenger RNA from Melozone crissalis (California towhee), 3353 nucleotides. It is a transcript of the gene CYTH3, whose product is annotated as cytohesin 3. The coding region runs from base 1050 to 1748 and encodes 232 amino acids. The transcript is spliced from 8 exons. Gene Ontology annotation, molecular function: guanyl-nucleotide exchange factor activity. Gene Ontology annotation, biological process: regulation of ARF protein signal transduction. Lineage: Eukaryota; Metazoa; Chordata; Aves; Passeriformes; Passerellidae. The record is from RefSeq and is a predicted model, not a curated record.
UCUUUCUGUUUUUUGACUUGAGCUUCCUCUAUCAAAUUGCAUGUUUAUAUGAGUCACUGUGUUGAUUUAUCCGUCAGCAAGCUGCUCUACAGCUCAGCACAACUGUACAAAUUACUGUGCAAGUGAGCAGAGACAGCUCUGUUUAACCCUUCUGACUGCUUGUGUGUGUGCUGCCCUUGAGGGUGAAAACUCCUGGUUAUUUCAGGUUAUUUUCAAAUACAAAUAACUGAAACAGCUGUUAAUCCUCCGUGUGCCUGCCCAUAUGUGGACAUUUGAAGACCUGUUUUAUAUCUUAGCACAGAGAUAGGCUAAAAAAGAAAUAAACUCUUUACUUAAGUAAUUUUCUUCCUCCGUUUACUCCACCUCAACUUGUCCUUCUGGGCAGGGAGGGGGAGAAAUCCCCUGAUCCAUGCUCUCCCUGAUCAUGUUCAAUCACAGAGGGGUAAACUUUGAAACAAAUGAUUUCCUUCUGCUUGCCUCAGUUUCCUACUUGUCAUGUGAAAGAGAGUGUGAUAUCUUGGUUUGUUUUCUUCCCUUGCUACAUGAACAAUUCCCUUGAUUUAUCUGGGAUGCUUGCGUACAGUGACCUUGUGAGAUCUCUUCUCAUCUUGGUGAAAAUCUGUAACAGAUUGAUCAAAUUAGGUUGACUUAGACAGUUCUGCCUGGUUUUUUGCCCCAAGUGACUCCCUCCUGACACCAGAUAAAUGGAAAUGUCCGUGUGAUCUUUGUUUCUGGUGCAGUGCCUUGUGAUGUGGAGUCAGAACAGCUUUGCUAUGGUUGAGUGAUGUGGUGAUGAUAACUUGAGCUGCCUGAGGCUUGGGCCAAAGAAGCUUUUCUGUGGCUGCUGAAGCUUGUCUGGGAAGCUUCGUAUUCCUGUCUCUUUUUACCCAGUUUGAUGUUAGGUUUGACUUUAUUCUUCCUUAGCAGCUGCUACUAUUAAAUGUUUGUAUUUUGGUAGCUUACAAAAUUGGUGAUCUGGGUUGGAACCUUGCACGAGGCAGUUUCUGUGGAGCUUCAGACUCCCAGGAGAGGCUCAAAAAAUUGACCGUAUGAUGGAAGCUUUUGCUUCACGCUAUUGCCUUUGUAACCCAGGAGUCUUCCAGUCUACAGAUACAUGUUACGUGCUUUCAUUUGCCAUCAUUAUGUUGAACACCAGCCUGCACAACCACAACGUGCGAGAUAAACCCACAGUGGAGAGGUUUAUCUCCAUGAAUCGUGGAAUUAAUGAAGGUGGAGACCUUCCAGAGGAAUUGCUGAGGAAUUUAUAUGAAAGUAUUAAGAAUGAGCCAUUUAAAAUUCCAGAGGAUGAUGGAAAUGAUCUAACGCAUACAUUUUUUAAUCCAGAUAGAGAAGGUUGGCUGCUGAAAUUAGGGGGAAGAGUAAAAACAUGGAAACGGAGAUGGUUUAUUCUGACUGAUAAUUGCCUGUAUUACUUUGAAUACACAACAGACAAAGAACCUAGAGGAAUUAUUCCAUUAGAAAAUCUUAGCAUAAGAGAAGUAGAAGACCCUAGAAAACCAAACUGCUUUGAGCUCUACAACCCCAGUCACAAAGGUCAGGUAAUCAAAGCGUGUAAAACCGAAGCUGACGGCAGAGUGGUGGAGGGCAACCAUGUCGUGUACAGAAUAUCUGCUCCCACCCCAGAGGAGAAGGAGGAGUGGAUUAAAUCUAUCAAAGCAAGUAUCAGCAGGGAUCCCUUUUAUGAUAUGCUGGCAACAAGGAAAAGAAGAAUUGCAAAUAAGAAAUAGAACAUGAACAGCAACUUGUGACCUGCAUCAACCUAUAACUGAACAUACUGUGGAGUGAUAGAAGAAAUUGGACAAACUAAAUGAAGACAACUGUAAAUUUUAUAUAUAUAUACAUAUAUAUAUAUAUAUAUAUAUAUACACACAUUUUACUAUGGCAUAAAAACUUGGCAGAACUUUUCAGGGUAAAUAGUUACUGGUAUAUAAUUUGAAGUAAGCUUCAAUUCCCAGAGAAUUAUUAUAUUGGAACUUAAUUCAACUGAACACAUGGAAGUCUUGUUUUCCCUUAGAUUAGUGACAACUCCAGUUUACUUGGGUUGGGAGGGAAGGAGUGCAGGCCUAACACUAAGAUGUCCUUACCUGUUACCUGAGCACAUUUCCCAUAAAAGAAGGAGUUUUAUAAUUACUUUUGAGUUCUCACUUGAGUGCAGCACCAGCAGUGGAGCACAGCACGACCUGGCACUGCAUUUUCCCUGCAUUUUCCUGUAAGCAGAAACCUCACAGUCCCAGUGGCAGUUUUCAGUCGUGUGUGUUUCACAGGAACAGCUGAGUGCAGCUUUCAUUCAGGAUUCCUCUCCUACCUUCAUGGAAAUAGCUUUCCUUAGAAACACAGUGACUGGCAGCUCAGUGGGCACCUCGUGGUGCCAGAGGGUUUGUCAGUGAGCACUGAAAUACAAAUACAGGCAGGGCCCAGCAGCAGAGGUUUGAGGCUGUGGCCAUGCCAUGAAGUACCAGAUGUGGUCUGGUGUUUGCCAGCUGGCUAAAGCUCAUUCCUGUCUGCUCAUACACUCACAGCAAACACUAAGGUCUAAUGACUGGUUUAAUCUGCUUUUUCUGUAGUAACUUCCUUCUUAUGUUUGAGAUGCUGUAGUUUGAUUAAUUAACACUAAGUUGCUACUAAAGGAGUGAGAUGACAGAGCUUGUGUGACUUCAGGCCUUGCAUGUGAAAACACCCCCAGAUAAUUUCACAUGCAUUCAGUGUUUUUAAAGGGAAAAGCCAGGAAGGUGAACUGUCCCUGUAAGAUGCAGCCCUAGAGAGUUAAGCAAGCAGGAUUCAUUCCUUUGCUUGAUAACAAACUUUGGACAUAGAGAGUUUGUGCAAGUUUAUACAAGUCCAGUAUUUUUAUUGCAUUCUUAAAGGUGAUUUUCAGAUUUGUGCUACAGCAGUUGAAAUUGAAAAAAAUAGACAUUUUUACUAAAAACAAAGUAUUGAUUGCCUGGUGCAGCUAGACUUCCCCACAGGCAUGUGUCUCUGGAUUUGAAACCUGUGAAGGUCCUACUGCUGGGUCUUUCAGGAACACAACUGGUGCAGCAGAUUUUACUCCAGUGCUUUUCUGUUGAUAGCACACAUAUUGUUCUUAAGGUAAAACCCCUAAUUCAACAACAGGGCAAAAAGUGGGAGGUUUUGACUCUACUGCUUCUGUUACUACUCAGUUUUUCCCAAACUUGUUGAACCUGAGCCCUGCCUAUUGUGCCAGUGGAUGUGUUGGAGACCCAAAAUGUUCCAGCAGCUUUGCUUGUUGGUCACAGGAGCACCUUUGGCUCUGUUGUAGGGAGAUGUGCUGCACUGGCAAACCCACAGACUUACCAAGGUCUGAAAUCUCCUUU